AACCAUAUCGGAGUAAGCUUCGAGACGGUUUGAAUGACGAAACGCGCGAUUUGCGUUGCGCGUACGCACGUUCCAAUAUAGAAUUCGCGCGAACAUUUUACUAGUCAAUUAAAUUUUUGUGAUUCUGUGGUUAAGUGGUGUGAAAAUAUGAAAGGGUAAUUUAGUGAAUACGAUUAUAACUUUUUAAUAUAACUGUAUUGGGUAUUGAAGUGGAGUUUCUGCUAUCAACAACUUUUUUUAUCAAUCAACAUGAACCAGCAAUGUAAAGUCUGUGGAGAGCCGGCAGCCGGUUUUCAUUUUGGAGCCUUCACUUGCGAGGGAUGCAAGUCGUUCUUCGGGCGGACAUACAACAACCUGUCCUCGAUAUCCGAAUGCAAGAACAAUGGUGAAUGCGUCAUCAAUAAGAAGAACAGGACAGCUUGCAAAGCGUGCAGGUUACGAAAAUGCCUGCUCGUUGGAAUGUCUAAAUCUGGAUCGAGGUACGGAAGGAGGUCGAACUGGUUCAAAAUACAUUGCCUCUUGCAGGAACAGCAACAGCAGCAUAUACAACAAUUACAGACAAAUAAAUCACCGCCUUCAUUUAACACGUCAAUAAAUCCUUCGUUCCUCCCAACAAAUCUUUUGCCGGCGGCGGCUUUAGCUGAAUAUUAUAAAAAUUCCGAGAAGUCAUUUACUGACGACGUAACCCGGCAGAGCGUCUCGCCGUCUGACUCCGGUGCAUCGUCAGCUGAUCCAGAAGAUGAUAACAGUUCUAGAAGCACUAGUGGUUUAAGUAUAUUCCGAUCUGCGUCAUCGCCAAGCAGUGAUAAGGACAUUCGUUUACACGCUAUUAGACAUCAAAAUAAAGAUGUAAAAAGGAAAAAGCCGUCCAUGGCUCCCUUUGGGUUAUCUCAUCAGAUGACUCCGACGCCUAGUUUUACUCCUCGUAGUGUCGCCUUCAUGCCAUCUCCAAUGCCACAAAUGCGACAAAUUCCAGCAAUGAGUUGGCAAGGUCGCAAUGGAGGUGACCUACUACUACAUUCCCCUGCCGUCGCUGGGAUAGCUGUGGAGCAAGAUCAACCUAUCGAUCUAUCAAUCAAGUCUACCGCUGUAUUGUUUAAUGACGCUAGCGAUUCCGAGCCUGAGCUUAGUAUUGACUUGAACUCAGACAGUAGCAAAGAUAUCAUGAAAAAUCCCCUGGACUUAAGUCUAGGACGGACGGAAGAAGUGCCAAUGACAGGGUAAUGUUGAUUUAAUCAUUCCAGACACGUUGAUUUAAAUGUAAAUACCUUAGAUCUGUAUAAAUUAAUUAAGAAAUUACUCUGCCAUACAGUAUUUAAGAAUCCGGACAUUCCUUCUUUGUAGAGUAUUUAAAUUUUAAUUAUUUUUAUUUUAUUUAGAUAAUAGUUGAAGAAACAAUGAGGUAGUGAUAUCGAAUGCCAUGUUUUAAUGUAAGUCGUAUUGACUUUUAAUGUGUGUUUAAGAGUAAAAUAAUAAAGGUUUUUUUUCGAAAAAGUUGGCUGCGUUGCUUUUAUUUUCACUUCUUCUUUUAAAUCCUUUUUCUAACGAUUUCGUUAAUGCUCAAGUUUCUUUUAGAGUUUUUAAGAAUUUCGACUAUAGUAAAAACUAUUUUUUCAAACUAGCUUUUGAGAAAGAAAACUACUGUUUCCUAAAAUUUUAAUAUAUUUAAACUUUAGUUUUUAAAACUGAUAUUCGUGCCAGUGUUAUAUGCCAGUGUAUAUAUAUGUUUUACCAAUUUAGUUAAUGGGAUUUGUGGCCAGUUCGUUGAAGGUUAAAAUUAAUGUAAAUAUGACUUCUAUGUUAUUAGACAAGCUAUUUGGUAUCUAUUUUAAGUUGCAUCAAGUUGCUAGAGUUGCUUGCAGUAUUUUCUUCUUUUCGUUUAAAAUGGUUGCCAUUAUGGAGAGAUUGACGUGGUUUCCACAAAUAUGUGAGUUAAAAUUUGUACCUUUUCUUUUUGAUAUGUUUGUGACGAAAAAGCUCAAAAAUUAUUUCUCAUCAGCUAUUAUUUGUCUAUUAGUACAAUAUAUUCUGUUAUAAAAUAUUUGAGAAAAUAAUGACUACCAGAAAUAAUCAGUGUAUUAUCUUGUCUUAUACUAUUUAGUUAUUUUCUUCUUAUCACGCUUUGUUGACAAAUAAUUUUUUUUAUUAAAAUAUAUAAACUUAUAUAAACUGGUGACAAAAAUUAUGAUCUCUUAACCCUUGCAAUAGAAAGCCUUGUAAGUUUAAAAAAAACGAUAUGAUAUAGUCGAAUAUUAUAUUGAAAAAACGCAACAUUUAAAAUUGUUUAGAAAUAUUUACCAAACAGCAGGUUAUCGUAACAUUAUUAUAUUUGGAAUCUUAAGUAUUUAUUUUAGUUUUAAGGCCAGUUAAUUGAGUCAUAUUAGUUAGGAUUGUACUAGAAUAAUUCUUAUUUUGUAAUUUAUAAUUAGAUUGUGUUUUGGUUUGAUUUGUGUUAAUGUUUCGUUGUUUGUUUUUCAUUUUGUUGGAGAUUUUAUACUUUUAUACAUUUUUGUAUUGCUCAUGUCAAUAUCAUAGUUGAAUGCUCAUUAUAAAU
This is a messenger RNA of Pieris rapae (cabbage white), 2554 nucleotides long. RefSeq names its product protein embryonic gonad-like. Lineage: Eukaryota; Metazoa; Arthropoda; Insecta; Lepidoptera; Pieridae. The transcript has 3 exons. Gene Ontology annotation, molecular function: DNA-binding transcription factor activity; zinc ion binding; sequence-specific DNA binding. The record is from RefSeq and is a predicted model, not a curated record. The coding region runs from base 250 to 1224 and encodes 324 amino acids. Gene Ontology annotation, biological process: regulation of DNA-templated transcription.